GCUGUAAAAUUUAAACCUAGACAAAGGAGAGGAGAAAUUGCAUUUUUUAUUGGAUUUAAGGACACGAGUGAGGCCUGCUUUUGUGAUUUCAUUCCUGUUGGGACUCAUCCAUUAACAGAAGUUGUGAAUAGGCUCGAGUUGAAACCGUGUGACCUGAAAACCCCACUUUUCCUUCUGCAAUGGGGUUUUGGUUAGGGACAGCGAACGGACUCUUCCUGAUGAAAGGAGCUGUGCUGUACAGAGCUGGGCACAGGGUUUCUGCGCUUAAGAAGUGUAUAGUGUAGUUCAGGGAAGACAGUUUACUUUAUACCAUUUAUGUGUCAAUAAUUAUAAAGUAUAAUCUGAUAAAAAAAUUAUGGUCACAUUCAUUCCCCAUUUCAACGACAUCCUAUAUUUGGAGUCCUAUAUUUGGAUCUGUGUGUCCAUAGACCGUAGUUUGAAUGAUGCAGCCUCAUUUUUACUUUGGAAAAUAAGUUCUCUUGAGGCCUAAUCAGAGUCACAGGAGCUGGGGGAAAGCCCCUGACCGUGUUUCAGACACUGUGCUAGGCUCGGGGAUAGCCCCACCCCGGACAGCACAGUUGUGGACAGGACAGGUGGUUCCCCCUUGGUCAUGGUGGCACGAUGCUGCUUGGGUUCAGGACAGAACCUGAGAGCAGAAAGAAAGCAGAACAGAGGUGCUGCCACUCCGCCGGCCUGUGGGGUAGCAGAAACGGAGCAUGGGUUAUAGUCUAGAUGGAAGCGUGCAGUUGGGAGAGAUUUGGGAGGAGAGAUGACGUAUCACCAUGGAGACCAGUGGGGUCAGUUGGGAGAGAUUUGGGAGGAGAGAUGGUAUAUCACCAUGGAGACCAGUGGUGUGCUGUGGGUGGGAUGCUGCUUUCUGGGGUGUGGUGAGUGUAGCAGGGCUGAGGCCCCACGGGAGCAGGAAGUGACAGGACGUUUGCUGUAAGCAGUCAGGCCCUACUGGAGUCUGGGGCUGAGGGAGAGGAUGUUUCCCAGCCAGUGUUGGGAAGGUGGCUUUGGAAGGGCAUGAGGAAUGCAGUGGAAAUGGAGAGGCCCUGGUGACCAAAAGCCAGCCCCUCUUCGAGUUGAACUCUUGCGUGUUGACCGGCCACUCUCCUGUGCUCUGGAUGAUGUCUGAACACGACCUGGCGGAUGUGGUUCAGAUUGCAGUGGAAGACCUGAGCCCUGACCACCCAGGUACAGAGCUGUGGGACAUUGUUUUGGAGAAUCAUGUAGUGACAGAUGAAGAUGAACCUGCUUUGAAACGCCAGCGACUAGAAAUCAAUUGCCAGGAUCCGUCUAUAAAGUCAUUCCUGUAUUCCAUCAACCAGACAAUCUGCUUGCGGCUGGAUAGCAUUGAAGCCAAGUUGCAGGCCCUGGAGGCCACUUGCAAAUCCUUAGAGGAAAAGCUGGAUCUGGUCACGAACAAGCAGCACAGCCCCAUCCAGGUUCCCAUGGUGGCCGGCUCCCCUCUCGGGGCAACCCAGACGUGCAACAAAGUGCGAUGCGUCGUCCCCCAGACUACAGUAAUACUCAACAAUGAUCGGCAGAACGCCAUUGUAGCCAAGAUGGAAGACCCCUUGAGCAACAGGGCACCGGAUUCCCUGGAAAAUGUCAUUAGCAACGCUGUGCCUGGGCGUCGGCAGAACACCAUUGUGGUGAAGGUGCCGGGCCAAGAAGACAGCCACCAUGAAGACGGGGAGAGCGGCUCGGAGGCCAGCGACUCGGUGUCCAGCUGCGGACAGGCGGGCAGCCAGAGCAUUGGGAGCAACGUCACCCUCAUCACCCUGAACUCAGAAGAGGAUUACCCCAAUGGCACCUGGCUGGGCGACGAGAACAACCCCGAGAUGCGGGUGCGCUGCGCCAUCAUCCCCUCCGACAUGCUGCACAUCAGCACCAACUGCCGCACAGCCGAGAAGAUGGCGCUCACGCUGCUGGACUACCUCUUUCACCGCGAGGUGCAGGCCGUGUCCAACCUCUCGGGGCAGGGCAAGCACGGGAAGAAGCAGCUGGACCCGCUCACCAUCUAUGGCAUCCGGUGUCACCUUUUCUAUAAAUUUGGCAUCACGGAAUCCGACUGGUACCGAAUCAAGCAGAGCAUUGACUCCAAGUGUCGCACGGCGUGGCGGCGCAAACAGCGGGGCCAGAGCCUGGCGGUCAAGAGCUUCUCGCGGAGAACGCCGAACUCAUCUUCCUACUGCCCCUCAGAGCCGAUGAUGAGCACCCCACCUCCCGCCAGCGAGCUCCCGCAGCCACAGCCGCAGCCACAGGCCCUGCACUACGCGCUGGCCAACGCUCAGCAGGUGCAGAUCCACCAGAUCGGAGAAGACGGACAGGUGCAAGUAAUCCCACAGGGACACCUCCACAUCGCCCAGGUGCCGCAGGGGGAGCAAGUCCAGAUCACGCAGGACAGCGAGGGCAACCUCCAGAUCCAUCACGUGGGGCAGGAUGGUCAGCUUCUAGAGGCCACCCGCAUCCCCUGCCUCCUGGCCCCAUCCGUCUUCAAAGCCAGCAGUGGCCAGGUGCUGCAGGGCGCACAGCUGAUCGCCGUGGCCUCCUCGGACCCCGCGGCGGCGGGCGUGGAUGGAUCGCCGCUCCAGGGCAGCGACAUCCAGGUUCAGUACGUGCAGCUGGCGCCGGUGAGUGACCACACGGCCGGGGCGCAGACGGCCGAGGCCCUGCAGCCCACGCUACAGCCGGAGAUGCAGCUCGAGCACGGGGCCAUCCAGAUCCAGUGAGCAGUGCCCGCGGUACGAGGAGCGCCCGGCACCAGGAGCCCCUCGCUGGCUCCGCCCAUGGCCCGGCCCCCAUGCGCCCUGCUCUCUCGGCCUCAGCACAGGCAGCGGCUGCACGGGUUCUGCUGACGUGCGUCUGAAGGCUGCUGCCUCCGCGGGGAAGAGCGCCCGCCCUGUCAACUGAAAGAGCAGCCGCCGCUGGAGACCUUUCGUUUGAGUCAUGCUGUUGGUGUCAGAGGACGGAGGGGAGGCACAGUGCGGAGAGCGUCACGUAUGCGCGGGAAAUCAAGAACUAUGAUAUUUUUCUGUUUAAACAGCUUUUUUUAAAUUUGCUAUGGUGUUUAUAACAAAAAAGAAAAUUUGAAAAAAAAAAUCCCAGGGGAGUAGCAGGAGCCCUUUGCGGUGUGCUCUGUUCAGUGUCAUGAGGCAGGUGUUUGCAAAGCCAGCUCUCGGUUCCGAUGGGGUAUUGCUGACCUACUUUUCUAGGGGAAAUGCUCCCAAACACUGUAAUUAUGCGUUUCUAAUUAAAUAAAAUGUAUUUAUGACCACAA
Piliocolobus tephrosceles (Ugandan red Colobus) is the source of this 3286-nucleotide messenger RNA. RefSeq names its product BTG3 associated nuclear protein (gene BANP). Gene Ontology annotation, molecular function: DNA binding. NCBI's taxonomy places the organism in Eukaryota, Metazoa, Chordata, Mammalia, Primates, Cercopithecidae. The coding region runs from base 1128 to 2738 and encodes 536 amino acids. The record is from RefSeq and is a predicted model, not a curated record. Gene Ontology annotation, biological process: protein localization to nucleus; negative regulation of protein catabolic process. The transcript is spliced from 14 exons.